AUGUUUACCCGAAAGAAAGUUGAAGGUUUGAAUGAAUUGGAUGAAUUGUUGAAAGAUGUUAAAUGUCGUGCUGUUAUUUUGUUCACCGGCUCGAAAGAUGAUGGGAAAAGUUGGUGUCCAGAUUGUGUUCGAGCGGAACCAAUAAUUGAAAAAGUCAUUGAGGAAAUUGUGUCUUCUGGUGAUACUGAUACGGAUUUUGCAUUUAUCGAAUGUGGUGUUGGACUACGAACAGACUGGAAAGACCAAACAAAUGCAUUCCGAACUGAUGAAAGAUUUAAACUGAAAGAAAUUCCCACACUACUGGAUUAUAACAAUAAGGUAAAGAGAUUGUCUGGUGAACAGUGUGCUAAUGAACUGCUGGUGAAGGAAUUAUUCCUCGAAGAUUAA
Molecule: messenger RNA, 387 nt
Organism: Acanthocheilonema viteae
Lineage: Eukaryota; Metazoa; Nematoda; Chromadorea; Rhabditida; Onchocercidae
Source: the annotation of a GenBank genome assembly